GAGUGCGGAAGCCAAAUAAGAGUGUGUAUAUUGCCUCAGAAUGUAAACAAAUUUGUACAAGGCAGGUACCACCAGCACAUAAUUUACGGCACGUUUAACAUAUUGGUAAAAACAUUACUAAUGUUUGGUUGACAGUUGGUGAUUUGUCUUACAAUUUAUCGACACAAACAACUAAAAUAGAUAUAACGUUAGCUACCAACAAUACAAUAAUGAGCAACUCGUCCACCUCAAUGGCUCAUACUCUCAGCUUCGGAUCUGUCCGUCAAAGCCCCCCGCUGAGUUCAAAUUUUGCACUGACACAUGGACUGUUGGAUUCAGCUGCCGAGCAGUUAAUGGUUCAGAGGGAUUUCCAAGCUGCUUUCGACACAUGUGAGAGAGGUCUGGUGAGCCUUUUAAACGCGGAGCAAGAAGACAGCAGGUAUGGGGAGUUGAAGGCUGCACUCUGCAUUGUGGGGAUUCAAGCAUUGGCUGAACUCAAUCAGUGGCCUGGUGUACUGGCAUGGAUUCUGCAACAUUAUGAGUGCCCUGAGAAAAUAUCUGCAAAAAUAAUGCAGAUGUGCAUACUCCUCUACACCAAAGUGGGUGAGCAAGCUAUGAUGCAGGAGGCAGGCCAUGUUUGGCUGUGCUGCCCAUCCAAUGGGAGAUUGGCAGGAUUUGGGACUGUAGCAGAGCUUUAUUUACUGCAUAUUCUAGUGCCUUUAGGUCAUAUGACAGAGGCACGGGAGUUGGUUUUUGGUGAGGUGGGAGGUAUUGCAUUCACAGAGGACCAGAAACAAACAGCACUGGAUAUCGUGGAGAAUAAAGAGAACCUCAGCCAAGAACAACAUCCAAGCCCUAAUCCCAACACCAGUCCUGUGGUGGUGGUUGCUGGACUUAACACACCUCAAGGUGCUGUGAUUCAGAAACUUGAGGCCUUGCUUAGGCUUUUGAACAGAGGACUAUCAGUAGCCAGUGGUGGGUUAUUCCGUCUUCAGAGAUUUUUUCUGGCCGCGGUCCUUCUCUACAUGCUUUUUGUCCGAAUGGAUCCAGCUCAUCCCUCAUCUUUCCCCUGGAUCUCACAGAUGUUGCAGAUGCUGAAGCAGAUGUGGGACGCCAUGUUUGCUCCUUACUAUCGAGCCAGAGCUCAGAGCUAAGAACUGUAAAACCAUACAGGCUGGUGCUGGGACAUUAUGGUUUAAAAUUGACUGAGAACCAAGAGCUCACCAUUGACCCUCACCAUGUAAACAUGAAUUAGUGACUGAGAUAAAGAGAGAAAUUAGGGGGGCUUUUGUUGGCAACAACAACAUUUAUAACUGUGAAGGCAGAAUGUGAACAGCAUGGAUACAUGUGAAGGCAGAAUGUGAUAGUAGUAGUCAGAAUUAAUUUCCAUGGUGUUGCAGAUUCAGUUGCUCCCAUAUAGGUGUGUGUGCGAGCGAGCCAGAAAGCGAUUGAGUGUGUGUGGUGACACAUUUUGUGUUGAUAUGAAUUGCCCAAUCCAAAACAACUGCUGUAAGCAAGCUAAUUGUAAUCAGAUGCAUGUCAGACAAAUUAUAACUUUUACAUGACAGUGAUAGAUUUUUAAUUGGUAAAAUGAUAAUUAUGUCAUUAUGAAUUACUCCAGCAUCUUUCAAUAGGGUCUGGCUCCAGCAGAUACCUUCUCAGGACACAGACGCUGUGAGGUAUAUGGGCUCAGACUGGUUGAUUGCUGCCAGAGAGGAUGGCGCAUGUAUUAGCGAGCUAGUGUGUAUUAGCGAGCUAGUGUGUACUAGGUUUACUAGCUAGCUAGGGUGUACUAGGUUUACUAGCUAGCUAGUGUGUACUAGGUUUACUAGCUAGCUAGUGUGUACUAGGUUUACUAGCUAGCUAGUGUGUACUAGGUUUACUAGCUAGCUAGUGUGUACUAGGUUUACUAGAUAGCUAGUGUUUACUAGAUAGCUAGUGUGCACUAGAUAGCUAGUGUGCACUAGGUUUACUAGAUAGCUAGUGUGCACUAGGUUUACUAGAUAGCUAGUGUGCAGUGGGAGCUAUAGGCAGGUAUACCCACUUUUUUUCAGUGGGCAUUGCGUAUUACUUCUUAAUCCCCAUUGAUGCAUAUCCAAGUUAUACGCCAUACCAAUUAUGUAGUACAAUAGCGACGUCAUGCACAAAGUAGCCUACAUAAUCGCAAAGCAUGUGAAAUAUAUUCACAUGCGCAGCACACACAUAGCUAAUUUCUGCAGAAUAUCAGGCAGCAACCACGCUCAAUUGGUUUUCGCAUUGGAGCAGAUCAGAAUUGAACGACAUCAGUAGCUGGUAUUGUAGGAAAGAGGUUUCAACUUUUAUCUACCAGGAACUGAGGAAACAAUGGAACCAGGUAUUGAAAAAGUUUGGUCCAAAUUCUUGGUUGAAUCUUUGUAAUGCACAGUUCAGUCAUCAAGCGCUGUUUGAGUCAACAUUUCUAUAGGCUUCACCAAAAAAACCUUGGUAAAGGGUUACCUGGCAGAAUGAAAUCAUGAUGAUUUGUAUCCAUUUGGAGGGCAUUGGUUUUGCAAACUCUGCCAUGUAGGCCUACAUUGUACAGUACAAACACAUGGCUAGCCAAAUAGUCACUUGCUAGGUGAGCAAUUCAAUUAAAAGGCAACCACACCCUCCAAAUAUUUAUAUUUUUCCCAGACCAGAGAAAAUGGACUCCUGGUGUGUUUUAAGCAUUGCUGUGGACUUGUUUGUUUUUCUAUAAAAAAAAGUGUGAUUUUUGAGUGAAAACCUGAAAAUAUAUAGUAAAACAGAAGAAGAAAAACUGUAGGAAAACAGCAUUUUUCACACAGAGUGCCUUUCCUUCACGGCAAGCCUUUUUGGAUUUUGGGGGGGGGGCAAAAUUAGAGUAUACCCACUUCUCCAAGCAUCACUGCUAGACAGUUUCCAGUUAGCCUGUAAUAGCUUCUUUUUUUUUUUUUGCAGAUUAAGUAAAAUUGCCACCUGACAAUUGUCCGGGAGAAGAAAAAAAAUCCCAUUGCGAAAUAAUGCUUUUUAGCCUAUUAAUUGAUAGAAAUACCAGUUGAUGGAAAUGCAUUUGACCAGUCAUGCUUAUUGGCCUGUCUUAAUUUGCAUAAUUUUGUGGAAUUGAAUUGGCAUGUGUGUAUUAUAUUCCUUAUGUAUGUUAUUUAUCACAUGCACAGCAUACAGAUACAGGGUCUUUUAGCGGAACAUGUGUCAGACAGCUUUUUUAUAAACCCAAUCAAUGAGCAACAAUUCUAAAUGCAA
This is a messenger RNA of Oncorhynchus tshawytscha (Chinook salmon), 3219 nucleotides long. It is a transcript of the gene pex26, whose product is annotated as peroxisomal biogenesis factor 26. Bases 210 to 1133 code for a protein of 307 amino acids. Gene Ontology annotation, molecular function: protein-containing complex binding; ATPase binding. The transcript has 5 exons. The record is from RefSeq and is a predicted model, not a curated record. Gene Ontology annotation, cellular component: peroxisomal membrane; peroxisome. Lineage: Eukaryota; Metazoa; Chordata; Actinopteri; Salmoniformes; Salmonidae. Gene Ontology annotation, biological process: protein import into peroxisome matrix; protein import into peroxisome membrane.